Populus euphratica (Euphrates poplar) is the source of this 1063-nucleotide messenger RNA. RefSeq lists its product as uncharacterized. The coding region runs from base 291 to 743 and encodes 150 amino acids. The transcript is spliced from 6 exons. NCBI's taxonomy places the organism in Eukaryota, Viridiplantae, Streptophyta, Magnoliopsida, Malpighiales, Salicaceae. The record is from RefSeq and is a predicted model, not a curated record.
GAGAUCGUUUGCAUUAUAUCUCCACAACUGCAAAUCUUCACGUGCUUUGCAUCCACCCUUGAAGUUUUUCUUUUAUCAGCUUGUUUCUUUCUUUCCUUUUCACUCGGCAAACCUUAUCCACCACUGCUACCUCUUAAUUUGUGCUCUUUUUGGGCUUAGUUAGGUUUUUGCUACCUCUUUAAUUUGUUUGGAGUCUUUUUGGUCAGUGUGGUCGUUACUGUAGGCUAUUAAAGAGUAGUUUUGUUCGUUGGUUGACAAAGAAAGGUUAGAAAAAAAAAUCCAAUCUUAGCAUGGAAAACAACAGGCAAGUCGGUGCUUCUUCUUUUGAUCAUCUUUUUGGUCCUAAAGACUCUUCCUCUUCAUCAUCCGCCUCAAGUGGGAUAUUUGGGUCCAUUUUCCCUCCUCCAUCAAAGGUGCCAGCUGGAAGGGACUCUGGAACUACGGGAAAUCAUGUUGGGAAUGAAACAUAUGUGAAUCCAGAUAAUGCCACUCGGAAAGCCAAGGGAGAGAGCAGCGGCAUAAGUGGCAAAGGCCAGAGUUCAGUUUAUCAGAACGAAACGCCAGAACCAUGCUAUUUUAGUUCGUCAAUCUACUAUGGUGGCCAAGAAAACUAUUCCCCAAGGACCAAGAACUCAGAAUCUCAACAUGUUUUCAAGAAAGAUUAUGGAAAGGAUGAUCCGAAUGGCAACGAUCCAAACACCGCUUCAAGAGGGAACUGGUGGCAGGGUUCACUGUAUUAUUAGGCGUCUGGCCCCAUUUUAUUCAAAUGCAGCAUCCCAGUAAACUAAGGAAUAUGACUAUGAGCUCUCUCAACGUAAUCUAUGGAACUAAGAAAUUAAUACAGACUAGUAUAAGACUAGCACAGCGUCAUAUGGCAGGACAAUGUGGUAAAUUGUUGGGUUCUUUUUGUCCCAACUAGUCGUAUACUCGAGCUGAUAUAUUUCUGUCCGGGUUUUAUACCUUCACUCCUUGCAGAAUCUUGUAUACUAAACAAUCCAUCAUGUUGUCUAGUCGACUAAUAUCAAUAUAUUAUUCUACCUGUCCAUGGACUUUAUACUCUUAA